This is a messenger RNA of Selaginella moellendorffii, 1730 nucleotides long. RefSeq lists its product as uncharacterized. Lineage: Eukaryota; Viridiplantae; Streptophyta; Lycopodiopsida; Selaginellales; Selaginellaceae. The coding region runs from base 197 to 1528 and encodes 443 amino acids. The transcript is spliced from 8 exons. The record is from RefSeq and is a predicted model, not a curated record.
CCCCGGAGGACGUUGUGCCCGGAAGUGACGAGGAGCGCCAAAGAACUGAGCCUUAUUGACGCAAAGAAAGUGGUGUCUAGGCUAAAAAGCGCGAUGGAACCGCGACGAGCACCUUAGUGCGUUCUAGGGUUAAGAUCUCUCGGUGGAAUUCUAGCCGCAUUGGAGGUGGAAAGUGCGAUUUUUUCUCGCCCAGGUUAUGGCUAUGGAAGCCGAAACGCAACUUAUCGACAUACGCAACAGAGAAGCUCCUCUGGCCAUGGUUGUCAAUGGCAGCGUGCAUACGUUUUUAGAACCCUUUGAAAAUGGAGCCGCGGCAGAGGAACGACAAGACGAACAGGAUGACCCUUCAAAUGUCCCCAGUGGGGAUGCUCUGAAAGGAAAGCAGAUCCGCAAGAAAUUUGGAAGGAAAUUUUACACCGGGACUGUGUCGGAGUACGAGCCGGAUACAAACUGGUAUAAGGUAGUUUAUGAAGAUGGGGAUAGUGAGGAGCUCGAGUGGGCCGAGCUAAAGCCACUUAUCGCAGCGCAGGAACAAGUGUCGGCUAAGAAGCGCCGGGGUGGGGCCUCGACGCCAAAGAGCAAGAAGAUGCGCAAGACCAAGCCACUGGAGCUUGUUGUCGAGGAAAAGAUUGACUUGAACCAGGCCAUAGAACAAAACGGGGGAGAUAGUGUCGAAGAGCCGGAGCCGGGACAGCAGCGGCUUUUAGUCGUCGAGAGCUUUGCUAUUGAAGUGGAAACUGGUGUGAACCCUGACGAUGGAGCAAUAGCGGCAGCAGCCGAGAAAGGAGAAGCAGAAGAACAAGAGAAAGAACAAGUGCAAGUCAAAGGGAAGAAGCGAGGAAGGCCGGCCAAAGCCAAAACUGCGAAAGUCGGGAAAGCCGGAGGCAAAGCCAAGAAAGCAGCAGCGAGCAAGCCGACGGGGACACCUCGGCGUCCGGCCAAGCGAGCGAAGACGGAAGCUAGCAAAGGCACACCCAGGAAAAGUGGUCGGCUUUCGCAGACUCCAGUGUCCGAGGUGGUCAGUCCGGCAGGGAAGCAACGAAAGCAAAGUCCGGGGAAACGUAAGCUCGGUCAGACUAAACCCUCAUCAGCCGCGUCCGUGAGCCCCCAGAAGAAGCGACUCAGUGCCGCUACGAAGGGGAAAAAAGUCCAGGAAUCGCAGGAGGAAGAAACUCCCGGGCUGAGUUCACGGGCCAGAGGUUCGAAGCUACGGGGACGUAAACUUACGAAGGAGUUUGACGGCCGAACUUUCCACGGAGAAGUAGCGGGCUAUUCCAGUAAGACCAGAUACUACAAGAUCAGCUACGAGGACGGGGACGAGGAAGAGUUGGAGUGGAGGGAGCUUGAGCCUCUCCUCUUGGAGGAGGAGGCUGUCUCCUCGUCCUCGGCCGAGGCAGCCGGGACUUCCAAGCGAUCGUCGACGAAACGCGCAGCGAAAACUAAGCCGGUUUCUCCCAGGCCACUGCCUCCAGUUACCAGAUCCAACCAGAAGCUGAGAGCCAGAAGAAAAACGAGCAGUGUGAGCUAGUAGAACUCUCUAUGAACUCCCGUGAACUUAGCAAAGAACCAAUGUGAUUGAUCCAUGCUUUUGCUGCUGCGACCAUGAAUCGAAAAGAAUGUUAAAAGUCCGGGCUUGUUAGAAAAACGAGCAGUGUGUGCUAGUAGAACUCUAUGAACUCGCUGUGAACUUACCAAAGAACCAAUGUGACAAUAAGAUUGAUCUUACCGAA